This is a messenger RNA of Hylaeus volcanicus, 789 nucleotides long. RefSeq names its product N-alpha-acetyltransferase 20 (gene Naa20A). The record is from RefSeq and is a predicted model, not a curated record. NCBI's taxonomy places the organism in Eukaryota, Metazoa, Arthropoda, Insecta, Hymenoptera, Colletidae. The coding region runs from base 130 to 651 and encodes 173 amino acids. The transcript is spliced from 6 exons. Gene Ontology annotation, molecular function: protein-N-terminal amino-acid acetyltransferase activity. Gene Ontology annotation, cellular component: NatB complex. Gene Ontology annotation, biological process: N-terminal peptidyl-methionine acetylation.
CGCGGCAGUACUUAAAUAAAUAUGGCGGCCCCCAUGAGCAUUAAAAUUUAAGGUUAAACUUUAAUACUGUCUUUGCGAGGUUGUGCUAAUUCUAUAUUUGUUUGCGUAAUUCUUCAAAAUUUGUUUAACAUGACAACUCUCAGGCCUUUUACAUGCAAUGAUUUGUUCAAAUUCAACAACGUCAAUUUGGAUCCACUUACGGAAACAUAUGGACUUUCCUUUUACACACAUUAUUUGGCGCAUUGGCCAGAAUAUUUUCAGGUAGCUGAGUCGCCUAGCGGUGAAAUUAUGGGGUACAUUAUGGGAAAGGCAGAAGGCCAUGGAGAAAAUUGGCAUGGUCACAUAACAGCCCUCACAGUUUCUCCUCAUUAUAGAAGAAUAGGCUUAGCUGCAAUGUUGAUAAAAUCUUUGGAAGAGGUUUCAGAAAAAAAGCAAGCUUAUUUUGUAGACCUCUUUGUAAGAGUCAGUAAUAAAGUUGCAAUCAAAAUGUAUCAACAGUUGGGAUAUAUUGUAUACAGGACUGUUUUAGAAUACUAUAAUGGAGAUCCAGACGAAGAUGCCUUUGAUAUGAGGAAAGCAUUAUCGAGGGAUGUAAAGAAAAAAUCGGUGAUACCUUUAACUCAUCCUGUGAGACCAGAAGAAGUAGAUUAAAUAUAUGUACAAAGAUAUUUUUAAGGAAGCCAUGUUAAAUGAAUGACACUCUCCCAAGUAUAAUCGAAAUAAUUAUUAUUCUUAUUGUGGUGAAAUUUGCUUGACAUCUAAAGUGAAUAAAUAAUCUCUUAAAGUGCA